Oncorhynchus masou masou (cherry salmon) is the source of this 2464-nucleotide messenger RNA. RefSeq names its product cannabinoid receptor interacting protein 1b (gene cnrip1b). Gene Ontology annotation, biological process: negative regulation of signaling receptor activity. The record is from RefSeq and is a predicted model, not a curated record. Bases 148 to 630 code for a protein of 160 amino acids. The transcript has 3 exons. Gene Ontology annotation, molecular function: type 1 cannabinoid receptor binding. Gene Ontology annotation, cellular component: plasma membrane. Lineage: Eukaryota; Metazoa; Chordata; Actinopteri; Salmoniformes; Salmonidae.
UGUAAACCCGUGCUUUCACGUCACAACAAUAUUCUACAUCAAUCGUCCUGUUGGAAUUCAGCGUGCAGCCGCGGUUUCACAUCUGCGCUUCUCUGUUGUUCACUCAGGUAGGAUUGGAUUUGAGCACAAACGCAUACCUCAACAAGAAUGGCUAUCGCAAUCGUCAAGAUCGGAAUCUCAUUGAAAAUGCUACCAAAUAACAGUGCCGUGUUCUUCAAAUCGGACGGUGGGAGAUUUGGCCAAACCAGGACGAUUAAAUUGCUAACGGGGUCAAAGUACAAGAUUGAAGUGGUUGUCAAACCUGGGGCUGCAGAGGCAACCACUAUGAGUGUAGGCGGAGUCAUCUUCCCCUUGGAGCAGAAGUCUAGAGACCCCCAGUCUGUAGUCUACACUGGCGUCUACAACACAGAGGGCAUGACUCACACCAAGAGUGGAGACAGACAAGCUGUACAGAUCAGCUUGCAGUUCACAGAGGUGGGCUCUUUUGAAGUGGUGUGGCAGGUGAAGUACUACAACUACAACAAGAGGGACCACUGCCAGGGGGGCAACAGUUUCAACAGCAUCGAGUACGAGUGCAAGCCCAACGAGACACGCAGCCUGAUGUGGGUCAACAAGGAGCUGUUCGUCUGAUGGACCAACCAACACAGACAGCAUCAGGGUUGUGUUCAUUAGGCACCAAAAACGGAAGUUAACGUAGUGAAACUGGGCGGUACUACCUGAAAUUACAAAAGCUGAAGAACAUACGGACAUCCAGGUGCUUUCCGCAGGUGCUGGAGUUGUAGGCAAACUCAUGGAAAACAGAAAGGAAAACGCCUCACCUGAAAUUAGCCAAUGAAAAUACCUGUUCCAGUUUUCCGUUGCAAAAUGUUUUGCUACGGCGUGCCCUAAUGAACACGACCCUGAUGUCACUGAAAUGAGAGAUGGAUGACAAUCAGCCGCUGUGUGUUUCAGCUGUAGCCAGCCUGUAAACCCCUCAAAGUGGAUCAUUUGCUGACUACUCGUGAAACUGUUAACCCAAACAUCUUUUCCUCGGAGUCUGUUGUGGCAUAAUGUUCACCCUCAGGUGUAUUCUGUUCCAUGGAGUGUGUGUGUGUGUGUGUGUAUGUGUGUGUGUGUGUGUGUGUGUGUGUGUCUAUGCGUAUCCAUGAAGGCAGUAUGUUAAUAUGUACACUGUAUGUCCAGAUGUUGCGUGUGUUAUAGUACUGUAAUGAGCAGUCAGUGUUUUUAAAAAUUUAUUUAAAAAUUGUUUUAGUUUUUUUUGUUCAAUUAAAAUGUUGUCCCAUGUGUCGUUUUCCCAUGUGUUGACAGAGGACAAGUAGUAUAGGACAUCUGUAGAAGUGAGUGUUUACAUUUAGAAGAUUUCACUAAAUAUUUUCACUAAUUAAAUCAUUGAAAUUAUCUUAUUUUUAAUUUGGGCUGAUUUUGACUAAUCAAAAAUCGAUCCUCAGAAUAUCAUAUUUCUGUAAUAAGUUGUUAGCCAGCACUUGUGUAUCUUAUUUCUCUCUUUAUUUUUGUCAAAUUAAAAGUGUUAUUAUAUUAGUUGGGAAAACACUAUCAAUACUGAACAGCAAUAUAAACGCAACAUGUAAAGUGUGAGAUAGAUUUGGGCCAAACUCAGUAAAUAAGUAAGUAACUCAGUAAAAUCUUUUGUAACGGGUUUCUUCCAUCUCCUCCUCUGACGAAGAGGUGGAACAAGGAUCGGACCAAAAUGCAACGUGGUUCGUUCGAUACAUCUUUAAUGAUGAAAAAACACGAACAAUACAAAAUAACAAACGUCGAAAACCGAAACAGCCCUGACUGGUGCAACAAUCACAGAGACAGGAACAAUCACCCACAAACACACAGUGAAACCCAGACUACCUAAAUAUGGUUCCCAAUCAGAGACAACGAUAAUCACCUGACUGAUUGAGAACCGCCUCAGGCAGCCAUAGACUAAUCUAUACACCCCACACAACCCCAAGACGAAACACACUACAAAUAAACCCAUGUCACACCCUGACCCAAUAAAUGAAGAUAACAUAAUAAAUAUAGACCAGGGUGUGACAUCUUUGAGAUGGUUGCAAUGUUGAAUUCAUUUUGUUGUUCAGCAUAUAUUUUUUUUUCAACAAUAUAACUUACUAUGAGAUAUGUAGUGAAAAUGCAACAAAAUGUUUUUUAAUUAUCAGAGCACUGUGCAAUGUUACGACAUCUUUAUUAGAUUGUGGAUAUGUUGUUAAUAUAACUCAUGGUAGUUUUAACAUUUUGUGUGUGGGGGGGGGGGUAUUUGUAAAUAUAGUAAAUAUAUUUGGGAAGACAUUUGUGUGCUUUUUUAUUUUGGUCAUUUGAAUGCGAGAAAACAACAAGUAUGUUAAUUACUAUGUAAUUACUAUUUUCCCAUGUCAUUUCUUAAUACCUGGACAUUUCUAUACCCUAGAAUAUAGUAAAGUUCAACCCAGUUAGUUGUGGUUUUGGGUCAGUUGCUUCU